GUCUGAAUAUGUCGGCUGGAUAAAAUACGUUAACUGUUAUCAUGAGCAAAACGAUUUCCUUUGGUUAAGUUUAUCAUCGUUAAGUUAUCGUAAAAAACGGUUGUAAUUAAAAAGUUUGAAGGUACGGAUAACAUGAAUAUAACUGAUCGAAGAAAUUGAAUUGGCCAUAUUGUACGUGAAAAGAUCGAAUAAAGGAGGCCUUAUGUCAAGUCGGUUCGGUAUUGGGAGGGCCGACGACGUGUGCCAAUAUGAAGAAGUUAUUUUCCAAAAUCGAAAACACGUCGAAGGAACCCAACAGUUACGUAGGGAAGGUUUUUGUGGUUGGACGUUACACUGUCACCGUCGAAGAAGUUUUAGCCGAAGGAGGAUUCGCUAUCGUGUUCCUGGUUAAAUCUUCGAGCGGACGUUAUGCACUUAAACGCAUGUAUGUUAAUAAUGAACAUGACCUCAAUGUAUGUAAAAGAGAGAUACAAAUUGCGAGUAAUUUAAAUGGUCACAAAAAUAUAAUAGGAUACGUGGACAGCAGUAUCACUCACAUAGGAGGAGGAGUACACGAACUGUUGCUUUUGAUGCCUUAUUGUAAAUCUCAAGUUCUUCAAAUGAUGAAUAACAGGUUACAAAGUGGUUUCAACGAAUCUGAAAUUUUACAAAUAUUUUGUGAUGUUUGCGAAGCCGUGUCCAGAUUGCAUCAUUGUCAAACACCAAUAAUACACAGAGAUUUAAAAGUUGAAAAUAUAUUGUAUUCCGAUACUGGCCAUUAUGUGCUGUGCGAUUUUGGCUCUGCAACGGCAAAAAUUCUUAAUCCUAGCAUACAUGGUGUGGCAAUGGUUGAAGAAGAAAUAAAGAAAUAUACGACCCUUAGUUACAGAGCACCUGAAAUGGUGGAUAUGUACUGUGGAAAAUCUAUUACGACAAAAGCUGACAUAUGGGCAUUAGGGUGUUUAUUGUACAAACUUUGCUUUUUUACAUUGCCAUUCGGAGAGAGUACACUCGCUAUUCAAUCAGGAAAUUUUACGAUACCGGAUAAUUCGAGGUACAGUAGAAAUCUGCAUUGUUUGAUACGUUAUAUGCUCGAGCCGGAUCCUGAUAUUCGUCCGGACAUUUACCAAGUUUCCGUGAUCGCUUUCCAAAUCCAGGGCAAAGAGUGCCCUGUGCAAAACUUACAUAAAGCUUCGAUCCCUGUAUUGGAAUCGUUGGUUUGUCCACCACUGGAGUCUGAAAACCUAAAGAGAUCAUCAUUAGUGAAAACACCAAAGCCAACUCCGACACCGGUAACGACAGUAGAGGGUACAUCGGUUACACCGAGACAACGACCAAAGGGGCAGGUCGUAAGCGCAGGCCCUAUAAGUUUAAGCGGUCAGAUAGUCAGCCAAAUAUCUGGUCAGGGUAGUCAAUGUUUGCAGUCACAAGCUUGCGCGGGAAAUUCGAUAGCAUACGUUCAAAUGAGUCAACAAGUUGGUUCAUUGAACGUACCGUCUCAACCGUAUUUAGGACAAAACAUUCAGCAAAACAUACAGCAAUCGGCGAUAGCAGCGAACACGCAAGCAACGCAGCCGUCACUGGUUCAGGUUUCGCCGCAAAUUCCAGCAAAUGGUCAAGCCGUUCCGCUGGUACAACCUUCUCAACCGCAUCAGGCACAGUUCGGUCAGCCGUCCCAGGCUUCCGUGGUUAGACAGCAGUCUCCCGUCACGGUUCAGGAUAAAAAAUCUUCGUAUUACUUCGACUCCAAGUCGGGCAAGAAGGUGGACGAAGAAAAUCUGGAAGCGUUGUUCCCACCAUCGGGGUAUCCAGAUCCAUUCAAAGAAGAUGAUAGUCGAGCAAUGCCACCACCUGCAAAAAUACCACCCCCCGUAGCUCCUAAACCAUCUAAGGUCUUACCGAAGGCGUCCAAUAUUUCCGUUAAUUGUCCCCCACCAAAGUUGACAUCCGUUACUCCGCUAACUUUAAAAUUAAAUACCACACCGGGAGCUAACAAGGGAACUUGCAUUACGCCGCCAACUUUACCUAAACCAGUAAAUAAAACCGAAAGCUUGAGUCAGAAUAUCAGUUCGAGCGCAUCUCCACCAGAUAGCCCAACAUUGAUCUCCGCACGGCACAGAAGAAACGUGAGCGAUACGAGUGCUUUCAACAAAGCAUUUGCAAGCGAAACGACUCAGUUUCUAGCACCGUACGAAGCUUCUGUGAAAUCACGAUCGGACGAUGUUGCGUCUCCCGAAGUUGUUACCGAUGUAAGACCUUGUCUAGGAUCUAGCGCCUCACAUGUACGUAUUGGCGAACUGUCGAGCGUAACCACAACCGAAGGAAGAUCGUUGAGUGCGGAUGUUGCCGCCUGGAAUCCAUUCGAGGACGUUCAACCUUUUAAUCAGUUAACGGAAGAUCAUAUUUUCGGUGCAGAAUUUGAUAAAAUUAGAAGGGGAAGCAACGCGAGUACGAGUGGCGUAAAGAGCCGUGAAAGUCUCGUUAUGACAUGUACAGAAUUACCAGAAGAUCCGUUUGAGUCUGCGCCUUUCAGUUUGCCAAAAAAGAAGAACAAAAUUGGAUCGAAGACGGCGGCACUUGCUGGAGGCAAGCCCGUAAACGGUAGAUCGAGAGUAGCUUCAAAGCAAUGGAAUUCGAGCAUCGAACGCGUCGAAGCGGACGUCGUAGAAAGCCCGUUGACGGGGAACGCUUCCGUUUCUCCGCGGUUCGUUCGAGCUCCCAUCGAGGAUAGAUCCAAGUACGAGAAAUUGUCGUUCGACGUUGGCGAGGUCGACUCGAGCGACAGCGACAGCGACGAGGACGCGUCGGAAAAACGAAUCAAACAAAAGAGGAGGAGGACGAAGAACGCGUUGCGUAGAAAGAAGAAGACGCAAGAUGCGAGAAACGCUUCGAUCGAGGACGACGAAUCGAACGACUCUAUAGGUUCCGCAAGUGAUUUGAGAACGUUCAACGACAGCGAGUGCGACGAUGACGACGAUGCACGGGACAAUAUCGUUCGAGCGAACGGCAUCGACGAUAACGAGGACGAGGAAGAAGACGGCGACAACGAUGACGAUGACGACGAUGACGACGACGCGACGCGUGAACGCUCGAUAAGCGGGCGAGAAAUCUGCGACGGAAGUCCGAUUCGUCGCGUGGAUUGCGAUUUCGUCGGUUCACGAGAACACGAUAGAGCGAAAAGGUCAAAGAACCGUUAUCGAUCUCAGAAAUCAACGACGCAGACGGACACGGAUCCCGUGGUUGGACACGGCUACGGAGAGAAACCUCUCUUGCUGGACGACGAGUUAGAUCCGGAAUCGAAAAUCGAACGAUCGGCUGUUGAUCCGUUUGUUGGUUGUCGGUAUGAUUCUAGGUUCGCCUUACCGAACGACAACUGCCUCUCGAACAACAACGGCGCCGGAGAUUGCAGGAUGAAGUAUGGCAAACCCGCCUCCUGGAAACUCGAAGAGGACGUGUUUGCUCUGGCUCCGUUUCCGAGGUCCGGUCAAUCGAGGAAACCUAUCGGACAGCGCUCGAAUUCGAAGAGUACCUCGCGCUCGUCGCUUGUUUCUGCCUGCGGUUCCACGAUCCCCGUUGCGCCUUUACGCGUCGACACUGAGUCGUCCUCGUCUAAACGUAAUUUUUCUCCGAGAUCCGUGAGAAGCGGAAACAUCGCUAUCGAGCAAUCCCGCGAGAACGAUUAUUCGACCGGAGAGACUGAACCCAUUCCGAACGUCUAUCGAGUCGUUGGUCCGCAAAAGAUUGCGACCGUGGAGCAAGGUAUAUCGGAGAAAAAAGAGAAAGUAGAGAAAUUAGAGAUAGAAGAAGAAAAGCGAGUAGAGAAAGAAGGAGAAAAAAAAGAAGGAAAGGAGAAAGAAAAAGUAGACAAAGGGAACGAGAAUAGAGAGAAAGAUUUAUUUGGUUCUUCUCCGUUCGGUCUAAACGCUUUUGUAAAUCCUUUCAAUAUGGUUUCGAAUCGAUGGCCAGCGACAACGACAACGACCGCGGACACGACGACGGCGACAACGACCACACCAACGACAACGACAGAAUUGAGAAGUCGAGAAGCAUCGCGCGACGAGGACCCCUCCGAAGCUUCCGCCGAUUCGUCGGUACGUCUGCGAUGUACCGAGCCGCGCAGAUCAAAGGAAAACGACUGGCCAAUCGGUGGAACGACGUCGAACUCGAUGUUUCUCGGUGUGGCUGUAAAUCGUGGUCGAGCGUCCGGUACGGAAACCGCGGAGCGAAUGGAAAGCGCGCAAAGUUCGAAGGAUCUGUUCGGUUCCGUUCCUUUCGACGAAUUCGCGUCUUUCCGACCGAACGAGCAAAAGAGACCGACUUCCGUGCCGUUUUACUCCCGAUCCUCGCCAGAUUUCCUCGAGGACGGUGUCCGCGCGACCUCCUCGAACACUGCACGUUCCCCGAACGCGUUCAUCGUCGGAUCGGCAUCCGAGGCCGGUUCAAUGAGGCGAGCGGCGUAUUCGAUGCAACCGAUUCGACGUGCCACUCGAACAGCUGUUGAACCGAUCAACAAUGUGUCGAGGACGGACGUCGUGUCGGACGUCGUUUCGCCGGCGUUGGCAGCGUCGCCCGCCUCGCCGGAACCUCUGGUCGCGGACGACGCUCCGAGGUUCAAGAAGGACAAAUUCAAAUCGGACAAAUCGAACAAGUCGAACAAAUCGAAGUAUCGUUUGAUCGACGAGUGCUCGUCCGGUGGCGACAUCGGCCUCGACGCUGCCGUACUCGCCUCGAAGCUGUCUCACAAACAUAAGUCCGCCUGUUACAAACGAACACCGAGAACGAAAAAGUGUUCGGUGGUCACCGCGGCGGGGUUUAGCAAUAUGAGUUUCGAAGAUUUUCCAAGCGACGAGAACGAGGAGAAACGGCUCGGAAAUACCGGGGUCGCGCCGUUCGAAGUGAUCAGGGAGUCGGAAAAACGAUUCGGGUCGUUGAAAAGAAGGAGCAAUCCGUUCACUUGAGAAUAAUGCGCGCUAAAACGAACGACGAAAUAUUCGCGAUCGCGCGAUUAUCCUUUGCUUGCCUUUCUCUCUGUUUUUCCUCACGCCCUACGCCUACGCCACUGCACCUUAUGCUUUUACCUUUCUUCUCCUUUCAGUGCUCUUUCUUUCUCUGACGUUACCUUUCGAUCCAAGUAACGGUACGCUCGAUCCACCUUUCUUGCUAUUUUCAAGAAUCGAAAGGGUAUUGCAAAAAUUUUCUAUUUUCGUUUUUUUAUUUAAGUAUUUCUUUGAAACGCUGGUUUCAAUUGUUACGCAUUUUUAUAAAGGCUGCGAUCGCUGUUUGUCCAGCAAGUAGGCGUUUAAUGUACUUGCGUGUACAACGUUUUAGAAUACCGAUCCAAGCUGGCGAAAUUUCCGAUACGCGAGAAAAUAAGAAAAAGAAGCGAAGGAGAAUUAAACAAAAGCGAAGUGUGGGCGUUCGCGAAAAAACUCGCGCAUCUAUUUUUGCAGCUAUAGACGUUUCGCCGUUUAUACUUUAAAGUUUGUAGAUUUCUACCAUAUGUCGCUAUGAUUCGUCGGUUCUUGUAUGCGGAACAAUUUUUUCUAAGAGAAAAUAACGCAUUAGCUAUAGACUUACAGUUCUCCGAAUUUGGCGGAGCAACGCAGAGUAAAUGAACUGUCGCGUUUCAACUCAUUGAUCGAUCCGUCGUUAAUAAUUUUGUUUAAUAACGAAGCCGUUGCUGGUAAGCUCGAUCGAAUUCUGAAAUGGAUCGACGCGUGACAUCGUGUUGUGUCGUAAAAAGUAUACGACUACUCGCUCGAAACGGAUCUUUCGACGAUCCGUGCUUCUUUUCUCGUUUUAGUUUUUAAGCUUGUUACCGGCACCGUAUCCGCUCUUGUACAGGGGAAGAGCAGGAAAAUAGGAAAAACGAUUGCGACAAUAUUAUAUAAAUAUCUAUGCGAUUAAUAUAUUUGCAUAUAUCUAAAUAUUAUAUAUAAAUAUUCUGAUACGCGUACAAAUUCAGGUACUUGGUGUACGGGCGCGUAUACCGAGGUGUAGGGAUGCGCGUUUACGUUAACGAAAAACGUAGAUGUUAGUCGAUAAGCAUUUAGGUGCCUUGUUUUCGUUGAGCUGAGUAUAUUUCGAGCUCGCACUCUUUUUUAUCUUUUAACGCGCGAACAACGGUAUUACGAGAGAAACGGUCAACGAUUUUCUUCGAUUUGGUUCCUAUGCGUAGCUGGAAAAGUUGAAAGUUUCGAUCGCGUGAACCGUAUCGAGCGAGGCGAACGGAAACACAAAGGUCGAAUAAAAAACAGAGUAAAAAGAGAAUACGACGGGAAAGAAGAAAUCGUCUUUAUGCGUAGUCAUCGGACAGUUGUUAGUUACGACGAUAAGUGUUUGAAGGGGCGAUCGAACGUAACGCAAUCUUCUUGCGACGAUCUACGUAUAAAAAAUGGUUUAACGAUUACAAAUAUAUUCUGACAAAAUGUUUGCAGUAUUUUUAGGAUAAAAAACAGGUGCUGUUUCGGCAAACUUUAUUCGUGUAUCGCUAAGAAGAUAACGUUUUAUCGUUUCAGGAAAAAAUGCGUUAAGCGCUGUUUGUCACGGUUAGGUGCACAUUCCGGUACACAUUCCGUACCGAUUACUUAUUUUAUACAUAUAUGUCGUUAUACUCGUUAUUAUUAUCUUCAUCAUCAUCGUCAUCGUUUCCGUUUACACAUUAGUUUCGAAUCUUACUUAAACGUUGUUACUGCCUCGACACCAGAUAUUGCAUUACUUUUGUCAACCGGUGUUAGGUACAUACAGUUGGUAUUCGUUGUUGUUCGGAAGCUCGGAAAGACUCGUCCAUUUAGAAUAUUAGCGCGGGAAACUAAAGCGUUUGAAAUUGUCUGGAAUAACGGUCAUGGAUGUUUCGUAGUCGGAAAAAGCACGUUUCCGUUUCGUUCCGAGACCGAGAGGAACGCGUCGAUCGGUAUGUCGCGUCGCUUUGAAUUUCUUCGACGCGCACGAUAAUUACUUUUCGAACGAGAAGAACGCAUCGGCGAACCACAUCAAUUCCGUCGAUUAUCAAUCAAGGUGUCGGAUGUUACGAGAACCAAUUCGUCGUACGGAACGUUUGAUCGUACGAUUCGAGAUUCAUUGAUUUAAUAAAUAGAAUUUCGUGUAAAAAGAGAAACAGAAAUUGUCUCGAAUGUUGUACUGACGUUCCACUCUCUGCAGACCCUCCAUUUCCUCUUCCUUUUAAUCGACGACGAAGCUCGCGACGCUAACGUGCCUUUCCGCGUGUGCAUACAUAAAUUCAAAACGCAUAAAAGGUUCGCGCGCAUACGUGCCCGUAAUGCCUAAAAUAUUUUGUUCGUUUAGCGACCUA
Megachile rotundata (alfalfa leafcutting bee) is the source of this 7291-nucleotide messenger RNA. RefSeq names its product Numb-associated kinase (gene Nak). Gene Ontology annotation, molecular function: ATP binding; protein kinase activity. The record is from RefSeq and is a predicted model, not a curated record. Gene Ontology annotation, biological process: protein phosphorylation. NCBI's taxonomy places the organism in Eukaryota, Metazoa, Arthropoda, Insecta, Hymenoptera, Megachilidae.